AUUUUUGGAAAUUUCAUUGUAAUACAUAAUUUGUUCUGUUUUUUUUCGAAAAAAAGAAAAAGAGAAGCAUCCUUUAGAUUGCACAAAAGAAUUCUUUACUUCCUUUUUCUUUGAUUGUACAAUGAAAUUGAUCUAAAUUUCUUUAAUAUUGAUGAUGAUAAAAGACGGAAAACAAAGACCGAAGACGCACACAUGAGUCAGUCUUAAAAAAGCAAAAUUGCGCAGUACGCAGAAAUUCUGGGAACAAUAAAUAUACUCUUUCUUCGCUAUAAUGUGGAAAAAAAAAGCUAAAAUGGGAGGAAAAAAAGGUCCACUUUUCACUAAAGAGGUCGAUAAUAUUAUUAUAGAGUUAAUGAAGAAAUGUGGGAAUCUACCUAAACCUUAUGUAAAGGUUCGUGAAGCUAUCCCACAAUAUACUUCAAAGCAAAUACGUCAACGUUGGAUCAGUCGACUCGAUCCACGUCUUUGUCGUAAAUAUCUUGAUGAUGAUGAAAAAUCAUUUAUCGUCCAAUGGGUCGAACAUAAUCAAGAACCGAAUGGUACAAUUCAUUGGAAGGAUUUAAUUAAUGAAAUUGAACAUAAAUUUGGAAAUUUGCGCUCCGAAAAUACAAUUAAAAAUUUUUGGAACCAAAGGAAAAGAAGGAUUUUUAGAGAUAUAUAUUUAAAUACAUAUAAUAAUUCUAUAAUUUUAUUAUAAUCAAUUUUAUUAUUUUUUUUAUGUGAAAUGAUUCCUAGCGAAAAAAUGAAAUAGUUAUGAUGGAAAAACUAAUCUUUUUUUUACGACUGGUGGAAAUAUGAAUUUUAUACAUGGUCAUCCGGCAUUUAGAUAAUAACAGCCUAAAUGAUGAGGUUACGUUAUUGAUUGGUUAAGGAAAACGAUAUAUUUUAUUUAUUUUAAUAGUAUUUAAAUUAAAAAUAUGUGAUAAUACGCGUUAUGUUCUAAAAUACUUCAUAGUGUAUAGUUAAAAUCAUUUUACAAAAUACCAAAAUAUUUUUUAAAGCUUAUAAAUUUUAUAUCCCAAAUGUAUGCGAAAUAAAAAUU
Messenger RNA from Rhizophagus irregularis DAOM 181602=DAOM 197198, 1042 nucleotides. RefSeq lists its product as uncharacterized. The record is from RefSeq and is a predicted model, not a curated record. NCBI's taxonomy places the organism in Eukaryota, Fungi, Glomeromycota, Glomeromycetes, Glomerales, Glomeraceae.